Molecule: messenger RNA, 2492 nt
Organism: Microbotryum saponariae
Lineage: Eukaryota; Fungi; Basidiomycota; Microbotryomycetes; Microbotryales; Microbotryaceae
Source: the annotation of a GenBank genome assembly
AUGCCUGGGGUUGUUGUCCUUCCACAAGCAGCAGGCUAUGGUGUCGUUCUCGGAAUUGGUCUCUUCUUUUCUGCGUUAAUGGUCGGGUUGACCUGGGUCCAAAAUCGGUACACAAAGUUAGUUCAGGGCCGUCCCGCGAUAGCCGCGCCGGGUGCUAAUCACGAAGAAGUUUCGCCGCUGACCGAGUUUCCCCACUCCCUACCCCCUCCCUGUGCAAUAGAUACAAGGCAACCAGUGUAGCAGAAUUCACCUCGGCCAGUCAUUCCGGUCAGUGAUUGUUUUCAAACUGGAGGUUGAUGCAUCUUCACAGAGCCUGGCCGCGUCGGUACACGGCUGACGAUCCGGUUGCCUCGUCCCUCCUUAUCACCACGAAUCUGGAACAGUCAAGCCUGGAUUGAUCGCUUCGGGCAUCGUAUCGGCGUGGACAUGGGCCGCAACGCUUUUGCAAUCCAGUGCGGUCUGCUACAAGUAAGUCUUGUUCUGCCGGGCUCGUAUGAUCGUAUACAAGGGUGUAACUUGAUUGGCUGAUGUGAUUCCUCAUCUCACACACUCAAGAUUCGGCAUUAGUGGAUCUUGGUGGUACGCCGCCGGCGCGACGGUGCAAGUGCUCCUCUUCGCUCAGAACAGUGCCAAACUCAAGACCAACGCGCCCAACGCCUCGACGUUCCUGGAAGUGAUCAGAACACGUUGGGGGACUCUCGGUCAUGCUACCUUUGGAUUCUUCGCCCUAUGCUGCAACAUCCUCGUCUCGUCGAUGUUGAUCACGGGAGGCUCGGCGACGGUCACGGAUCUCACGGGCAUGUCGACCCAUGCCGCUUGCAUGCUCAUCCCCGUCGGAGUCGUCAUCUACGUCCUCAUCGGUGGUCUUCGUUCGUCGCUCCUCGCCGAUUACUUGCACACCACCUUCAUCUUCUCUAUCAUCCUGACCUUCAUGUUCACCGUCUACACGAGCAAGUCGGCCGGUAUCGGCUCACCCAAGGCUCUGUACGAGCGAUUGACCGAGAUUGCUAAGAUCCACCCUGUCAAGGAUAACGCUCAGGGUUCCUACUUGACCAUGCGAUCAAAGUCAGGUACGAAGGGGCUUCACCCGCUCUUCUUUGCGCAGAACUCGUCUAAUAACACUGGUAUACACCUUGAUUACACUUUCUGCGCUGUAUUAGGCUUGAUCUUCGGCGUCAUCAACAUCAUCGGCAACUUCGGAACGGUCUACUGUGACCAAGCCUACUGGCAACGAGCGAUCGCGUCGGAGCCCGCGUCUUGCGUCAAGGCGUUUAUCCUCGGUGGGACGGCGUGGACCUCGAUCCCUCUCGGUUUCGCUACUACGAUGGGUCUCGCGGCAGUCUACUUCCAAGUCGAUCUCACGCCGGGUGAAGUCUCUGCCGGUCUGCCCGCCGCGGCCGCCGCUGUUCAACUUUUGGGCAAGACGGGUGCCAUCUUGAUGUUGAUCUUGCUCUUCUUGGCCGUCACAUCCGCUGCUUCGGCCGAGCUUGUCGCGGUCAGCUCGCUGUUCACCUACGACGUGUACAUACCCUACAUCAACCCGCGCGCUUCAGACUCACAAAUUCUCAAAGUGGACCACAUCGCCAUCGUCGCCUACGGUGUCAUUAUGGGUCUUCUUGGCAUCAUCUUUUUCGAAGCUGGUAUCUCGAUGGGCUGGCUGUGAGUCGGACAGUGAUAUGUUGAAGACGCUCACGCAACGAGAGACUGAUUUCGGGGAUUUUUUUCCUCACAGCUACGAGUUCAUGGGCUGCUUGAUCGGUAGCGCGGUGGCUCCUAUCGCGCUCGCGAUCAUGAGCGCCAAGGCGAACCGCCUCGGUUGCAUCGCGGCGGCUUGGAUUGGUUUGGCCGUCGGAAUCGCGGGAUGGCUCGGUGUCGCCGCGGCAGAGAACAACGGCAAGAUCACGAUCGACACCACCUUCCAGGACUACCCGAUGCUGACAGGCAACCUCUUGGCUCUCGGCGUGUCGUGCAUCAUCGCCUUCUCGACCUCGUGGAUCUGGCCCGAGAACUUUGACUGGGAGAUCACCCGAGCGAUCCAUUCUGAGCGCGACCACUUCGAGACCGCCCCCGUCAAAGACGUCGAUGUCGUCGAGGCCGAAGGCUCUGACAAGAAGGAAACCGAAGCCGAAUCUCCUAAGGUUGCGAGUGCCCGUGCCUCUUUCUCGGAAGAAGGUGGCCUCGCGUACAACGAGAACAAGGACCCUGCCAAACUUCGUCAAGCAUUCAAGCUCGCCGUCUACGUCUCGGUCGUCCUCUUCUUCCUGCUCAUCAUCGCCAUUCCCUUGCCCCUCUUUUUCUCGAGCUACGUUUUCCCCCAAGUCGGCUUCACGGUCUGGAUCGCCAUCACUUUCAUCUGGGUCUUUUAUGGGUCGUUCGCGGUCGUCAUUUACCCCAUCUACGAAUCGUACGGUUCGAUCGCCGAGAUUGGGAAAGCCAUCUAUGCCGAUGUGACGGGCAAGAGGGUCAAGGAUGUGGCUCCGAGCGAGGAGUAA